UUUAUUAUUAUUCAUGUUAAUAGGAUAAAAAAUGAUUUCAAUUAAAAUGAUAUUAUUAUUCCACAUUCAUUUAACGCUUGGUGUAUCUUUUACAAAUAUUCAGUGUAACUUUAUCAUGUAUAUGUUAAAUGUUUUUAAUCAUAAUAAUCGAUAUUUAGUUGAAAUAAGUGAAAACAAAGAGAAAUAUGAUGUGCAUAGUUUAAAUAAGUAUGGCAACGCAAUAAAAAAUCAUGGCGAAAUCGUACUAGUAAUGUUAGAUGUUUUAAGGAAUACUAAUAAAAAUAUAUACUCGACAGAAUUGAUGUCGGUCAAUUUUUACUUAAAUAACGUAUCCGAAUAUGUAGAUUUUUAUGCAAAAAAUAAUGACGGAAUAUAUGAUUUUUCCGAUCAAACUUUAAGUAUCCUUAAAGGUUACAAAAUGUUUCAUGAAUUUUUUUUAGAACAGUUUAAGAAGACGAUAUUAAAAUUUUGCAAAAAUGUGAUUUAUGAUCAAAUAUUUAUUUAUUGUCCUGAUUACAACGAAUCAGGAGAAUAUACUCCCGAAAAUUUUCAAUAUGUUGCAAAAAAACUUAAAAAUCGAUUAAUACAAACUGAUAAACUACAAAACAACACUGAUGGUUAUAUAAAAAAAUUAGAACACAGUAAAAUAUAUUUUGCUUUUAAAAAAGCUUUUAUAAAGUCUAAAUACUGGGAAAUUUUACCAAAAAAUUUAUUAUAUUAUGACUUAAUGAUCAGAAAUCGUGAAAUUUCUGAAAAAGAAAUGAUGAGAAGUUCUCAGGAUAAACAAAAUCCAUUGUUAAUAAACGAACGGAAUAAAAAUGUUUUAGAUAUAAUUCGAUUUGCACCACUCGCCAUAUUUUGUCCUAAUAAUAGUCGUUUGACACUUUAUGAUGUAUUUAGAUACAUCAAAUAUAAUUUUUAUAGAAAAGAUAUAGAAGUAUUUCAUACACUUAUACUAACAGCAACAUUUCGUCCUAUUGCUGUACUUGUAAGACUCUUUAUCAGAAUUCUUAAUUCAUCAACAUACAUUUACGAUUUCUAUGAUAACCAAAAAGAAUCUUUAAAAUUCUAUACAAAUAUUAUUUCUGCUGGUAAAAGAAUAAUUGAAUGUUUUCAACAUUUUGUCAAUAUGAAUCUAUUUGGUGACAAUCCCACUGACGUUUUUUAUAAAUUUUUAAUUACAACUUCUCAAUCCUUAAAUUAUUUUAUUAAUAAAAAUAAAUCAAAUCUCACAUCAUUGACCACGGAACUAAUGCAUUCAUUAAAAAUAUUUUUGUAUUAUAACAAAAUUGACUUUAUUGAUUUAUCUGGGAUCACUACAAAAGACAUUAUCAAUAAUAUGUUUAAUGAAUUAGAAGUUGAACUGAAACAAGUAGAAGAAUUACUAACAAAGUUAGACCUUCAUAAGGAAAUGUUUAAAGUCAUUACAAAAACUUUUAAUAUUAAUCACAUAUUAGAUAAAAGUUACACGCAUGUUUUUAAUAAAUAUGUAUUACGUGAGUUAUGUAAUCCUGAAGAUAUUUACACAUUAUUAUAUAAAUUCAACGAUGAUUAUAACAAACAGAUUGGUGAAGUUGAGGAUAAAAGUUCACUUAUUGAUGAUGAAAAUAGAAACAAAAUUAUUAUGCAUCAAAAUCAUCCUGCAAAAAGUAUAAAUAAUAGUGAUAAAUACGAAUUAAAUAAUUGCAAUUUUUAUCCUAAAUACUUGAUAGAUUACAUAUUGUACAUAUAAAUUGUGUCAAAUUUUAAUAUUUCUGAAUAAAGUUUCCGAUUUCUAUUU
Daktulosphaira vitifoliae (grape phylloxera) is the source of this 1780-nucleotide messenger RNA. RefSeq lists its product as uncharacterized. Bases 32 to 1732 code for a protein of 566 amino acids. The transcript is spliced from 2 exons. NCBI's taxonomy places the organism in Eukaryota, Metazoa, Arthropoda, Insecta, Hemiptera, Phylloxeridae. The record is from RefSeq and is a predicted model, not a curated record.